UCUUUCUUUUGUUUAUAAACGAGUAGUUGUAACCUCUUACUGCCUCUUGUUAAAUUACUAUAGUGAAAAUGAGUCAUAUUUUGAUUUUUCAUUAUAAAUGAGGUUCUUCCGAUUAUUUUUUAAGUAUUAAAUCAUUCGUGUCAAAAUGGUAUCUGUGUGCUCUCUCAAGGACUCUGGACCAGGAUACUACAUGCUGCCGUCAACCGUGGGUUCCAACAGUGACAUUAGUCGCACAGGGAGUCCCGCCUAUAGCUUCGGUAGUCGGCCUACAACAGGACGGCCCCGCCAGGCCCCGGGCCCUCAGGCCUACGAUACCAGUUACCUAACACGUAAAGGCCGCAGCACCGUGCCAGCCUGUGUGCUCGCCGGCAGACUUGUCCAUGGAGGGUGGUACCCAUCAGCGAAGAACGAGUCUCCAGGACCGGGAGCUUAUAAUCCCGAAGUGUAUGGAUCCAUGCAGUGGAAGUGCUCGUCUCAGCAACACUGUCAGCGGUACUCUGCCCCUAGGAUGUUAGCGAAGAUGUCGUGCACGCCGGGCCCUGGUGCCUACGACACCCCUGAGCUAGACGCCUACAAGACCAGGCAACCUCGAGUCAAGAUGCCUCCGUCGCUUCACACUCUGAGGGAUUAGAACUUAACCACACAAUAAUCUUAACACUUUUUAUUCAAACAAUAAAUUUUUUUUACGCUGCAAA
Homalodisca vitripennis (glassy-winged sharpshooter) is the source of this 695-nucleotide messenger RNA. RefSeq names its product outer dense fiber protein 3-like protein 2. The coding region runs from base 146 to 631 and encodes 161 amino acids. NCBI's taxonomy places the organism in Eukaryota, Metazoa, Arthropoda, Insecta, Hemiptera, Cicadellidae. The transcript has 4 exons. The record is from RefSeq and is a predicted model, not a curated record.